AUGCCGACAACACUCAAGCGCAAAGGUUCGCCAAGCCUGGAAGACGAUACCGAGUCGUCAAAGCGAAGAUUCGCAGAGGAGGAAGCAGCGCCCCAGCCCGAUGCGACAGCGAAGACACCACCCGCACAGCCAGCACCCACCGCCGCGGACGGCGCGCGAGCACCAGCCACAUCCCCAGCAAACGAUGAUAGAGCCGCCCGCUUCGCCGCCCUCCGCGCCCGCAAUCAAGCCUCGCGCAAGGCCAAUCUCAAAGAAACGCGCCACGAAGCCAAACGCCAGUCCACCGACCCCACUCAACUUACCGCUAUCAACCGCAAACGUGAUGUAGCCCAACAUAAACUCCUCAAAGCCACGGUCGAGGAAAGCGGCCAAGAUUUCGAGCGCAAACGCGCCUGGGAUUGGACGGCGGAGGAGUCUGAGCGCUGGGAUGCGAAGAUGGCUGCUAAGGAGCGGAAUAGAGAGGGGGUGGCAUUUCAGGACUAUGCGAGGGAGGCGGGGAAGGUGUAUGACCGGCAGGUUGGUGAGAUGGAGAAGGCGGGGUUUGAGGAGAGGCGGAAUGCUUAUGAGAGGGAGAAGGCAGAGGCGGUGGAACGGGCGGUGCAGAGUGGCGGGUUGGAGAUUGUCGAGACAGCGGCGGGUGAGCUAAUUGCGGUUGAUAAGGAUGGUGCGUUCUACAGCACGGCCGAUGCGGGCGGCACGGCGCAUAUUGGGAACAGGCCAGAUCGCGCGGCUGUAGAUCGCUUGGUGGCGGAUAUAAGGAAAGCGGAGGAGGUGCGAUUGAAGAAGAGGCGGGCGAGAGGGAAGGAGGAUGAAGGGGAGAGGGACGUGACGUAUAUCAACGAGAAGAACAAGCAGUUCAAUUUGAAGUUGGCGAGGUUUUAUGAUAAGUAUACGGCGGAUAUAAGGGAGAGCUUCGAGAGGGGAACGGCGAUAUGA
Messenger RNA from Baudoinia panamericana UAMH 10762, 936 nucleotides. RefSeq lists its product as uncharacterized. Lineage: Eukaryota; Fungi; Ascomycota; Dothideomycetes; Mycosphaerellales; Teratosphaeriaceae. The transcript has a single exon. Gene Ontology annotation, cellular component: post-mRNA release spliceosomal complex; catalytic step 2 spliceosome; Prp19 complex. The coding region runs from base 1 to 936 and encodes 311 amino acids. The record is from RefSeq and is a predicted model, not a curated record.